This is a messenger RNA of Austrofundulus limnaeus, 2727 nucleotides long. RefSeq names its product kelch like family member 28 (gene klhl28). The record is from RefSeq and is a predicted model, not a curated record. Gene Ontology annotation, molecular function: protein binding. Bases 336 to 2051 code for a protein of 571 amino acids. Lineage: Eukaryota; Metazoa; Chordata; Actinopteri; Cyprinodontiformes; Rivulidae. The transcript has 6 exons.
UAAAUAAACAAAAUGCAUGACAGUUGACCUGAGGAAGUUGUAUUUCAUUUGGAAAAGGUUAAAUAAAAUACAGCUGCUGGGAUGGAUAUCUUUUAUUUUGAAAACGGAAGUGGGUGUUUUAUUGUGAUAGGUCGUUCUAAUCAAAGGAGAGCUUGUCGUUAGCUUUGUGGCUAGGUUGGCAGUCGGUUGUUUUGCUGAUAGCCGCCCGGGGUUCUCAGUCGUCGCCACCGCACAGUCGGACGAAACUUUGGCGCAUCCGACGAACCAUAAAUCACAGACACAGUAAAUGUUAAAGUUUACAAACUCUUCAUUCACGUUUGGAUUCCUGUGCCCAGAUGGACCAGCAGGACCAGUCCUAUAUGUUUGCAAGUCUCACGCGACCUCACUCGGAGCAGCUGCUGCAGGGCCUCCAGCUCUUGCGGCAGGACCAUGAACUGUGCGACAUCGUCCUUCGCGUGGGUGACGCCAAGAUCCACGCCCACAAAGUCGUGCUGGCCAGCAUCAGUCCUUACUUCAAGGCCAUGUUUACCGGUAACCUUUCGGAAAAGGAGACCUCCGAGGUGGAAUUCCAGUGCGUUGACGAGACUGCCUUGAAGGCUAUUGUGGAAUAUGCAUACACUGGCACCGUGUUUAUCUCCCAGGAGACAGUUGAAUCUCUGCUGCCGGCUGCUAAUUUACUCCAGGUUAAGCUUGUGCUAAAGGAGUGCUGUUCCUUCUUAGAGAGCCAGCUGGAUGCUGGAAACUGUAUAGGUAUUUCCCGCUUCGCAGAGACUUACGGCUGCCAUGACCUUUGCCUGGCUGCGACCAAGUUCAUCUGUGAGAACUUUGAGGAGGUUUGCCAGACGGAGGAGUUUUUUGAACUGACGAGGGCAGAGCUGGACGAGAUCGUGUCUAAUGACUGUCUCAAGGUGGACACGGAGGAGACCGUGUUUUAUGCCCUGGAGUCGUGGAUCAAAUACGACGUGACGGAGAGACAGCAGCACCUGGCUCAGUUGCUGCACUGCGUGCGCCUUCCUCUUCUCAGCGUUAAGUUCCUCACUCGCCUAUAUGAAGCCAAYCACCUUAUACGAGACGACCAUGCAUGCAAGCACCUGCUCAACGAGGCUCUUAAAUAUCAUUUUAUGCCUGAGCACAGACUUUCUUAUCAAACUGUGCUGUCAGCACGGCCCAGGUGUGCCCCGAAGGUACUGCUCGCAGUCGGAGGCAAAGCUGGACUGUUUGCAACAUUGGAAAGCAUGGAAAUGUAUUUUCCUCAGACAGAUUCGUGGAUAGGACUGGCCCCUCUUAGCGUUCCCCGUUACGAAUUCGGGGUGGCAGUGCUGGACAACAAAGUGUACGUGGUGGGAGGCAUCGCCACGCACAUGAGGCAGGGCAUUAGCUAUCGGCGACACGAGAGCACGGUGGAGAGCUGGGACCCCGAGAGCAACACGUGGUCCUCGGUAGAGCGCAUGGCGGAGUGCCGCAGCACGCUCGGGGUGGUGGUCCUAGCCGGGGAGCUGUACGCGCUGGGUGGCUACGACGGGCAGUACUACCUUCAGUCUGUGGAGAAAUACGUCCCCAAGCUGAAGGAGUGGCAACCCGUGGCUCCCAUGACAAAAUCCCGCAGCUGUUUUGCCACUGCUGUGCUGGACGGCAUGAUCUAUGCUAUUGGAGGUUACGGCCCAGCACACAUGAACAGUGUGGAGAGGUAUGACCCUAGCAAGGAUGCCUGGGAAAUGGUAGCCCCCAUGGCAGAUAAGAGGAUUAACUUCGGUGUGGGCGUCAUGCUCGGCUUCAUAUUUGUGGUGGGAGGACACAAUGGAGUGUCCCACCUGUCCAGCAUUGAGAGGUAUGAUCCUCAUCAGAACCAGUGGACGGCCUGCCGGCCUAUGAAUGAACCUCGAACUGGUGUGGGCUCUGCCAUUGUGGACAACUACCUCUAUGUGGUAGGAGGCCACUCUGGGUCAUCCUAUCUGAACACCGUGCAGCGCUACGACCCGAUCUCAGACAGCUGGUUGGACUCGAGCGGCAUGAUGUACUGUCGUUGUAACUUUGGUCUGACGGCUCUUUGACCCUUGGCAAGGCCAGCCAGGACCCAGUAAAACAACUUUAGACACAAAGACUUUUCUUUUUUUUUUUUGUUGUCUGCUCCUCUGUCCCUCACGUUCAUUCUCCAGGUGCAGACGCUCUUUUAGCUGCACGCCUGUAGGAACAACAGAGGGCUUACUGGUGGGGGGUGGAUGUGUACGGCUAGCUGGCUGGCUGGUUAGAGGUGCCCUGCAUGGCUGCAGAGGAGAGGAGGAAGAGCAUUAAGAUAAGGCAAAUAAACGUGGAAAACCUUCGGCGCAGGCUGUAGAGACGACCGCUCCUCCGCUGCCGGACCACUAUGACUUUGAGCCAUGUUUCAGAAGAUUGUGGGAAAAUGUUUCAAAGCUCUGUUACGUUAGCAGAUUUUUAUUUUUUAUUUUUUGUUUCGUCGUUAGGUUUCAAGCUUAUCUUUAGUUUUUUUGCUGCAGUCAAAUUUCUGUGUUCAAACGUAGAACACUGCAGUUUGCUUGUGUCUUUGUAAGAGUAUGUGGUGUCGGAUGUGUAGUGUGUAUAAUCCAGGGGUACGUGCAUGUCAGAUAGGACUGUUUGUUUUGUUACGUGUCUGCGUGCGGAACUGAUACUCGAGCUCAGUGCCGCAAAGAGUUUUGCAUCCAAAUCAGUGCUUCUCAAAAAAAAAAAAAAAAAAGAAGAAGAAAAAAA